Chaetomium strumarium is the source of this 1302-nucleotide messenger RNA. RefSeq lists its product as uncharacterized. Bases 279 to 977 code for a protein of 232 amino acids. Gene Ontology annotation, cellular component: cytoplasm. Lineage: Eukaryota; Fungi; Ascomycota; Sordariomycetes; Sordariales; Chaetomiaceae. The transcript has a single exon. The record is from RefSeq and is a predicted model, not a curated record. Gene Ontology annotation, biological process: import into nucleus.
UCGGAAGAUAAGGUCGGUAGCUUAAUCCCUGAACGGAGAUAAACCCGUUGCUGCCCUGCGAACAGAAACCACGACCCUGAGAAUAGGAAAGGCGGUCGGCUUGAUAUAAGCUCCGAUUGCUGUUUAUGUUUCCGGCUUCUUCGAUUCUGAAAGCCUUUAUAAACUCGCCUCCUAUUUGCGGGGUUAUCUUGUAGGCAUCCAGUAGUUCCAUCCACAACUUCUCCUUGAAUCACAGCUUCAAACUCACCCCAAUUUCACACCACACCAUUGCCGCCACCAUGGCUUCGAACGUCGUCUUCGGCUGCACAGGCUUGGUUGGGUCGAACAUUGUCAGCACACUACUCGCCCACAGCCCCGUCACUACCGUAACGAUCUCGCGUCGGCCACCCAAAUCCUCCGGCCCCAACCUGAACGCCAUUGUCGAAGCCGACACGACCCAGUGGGUCUCCAAGCUCAAGGCGCUCAGCCCGACCCCGACCACCGUCUUCUCCGGGCUCGGCACAACCCGCGCUCAGGCAGGCGGCAUCGCCAACCAGUGGAAGAUCGACCACGACCUGAACGUCGAGGUGGCGCGGGCCGCGAAGGAGGCCGGCGUACGCCACUUCGUGUUCAUUUCCAGUGCGGGCACGAGUAGUCUGUUCGCCAAUGCGGUGCCGUACAGCAGGAUGAAGCAGGGCGUGGAGAACACGAUCAAGGGGCUGGAGUUUGAGACGGCGGUUAUUGUCCGGCCGGGGUUCAUCUUUGGCGAGCGCGAGGUGAAGCAGCAAGGUGCAGCUCCCAUUGGAGCCGCGAUCAAGGGGUUAGGGAAGGUCUUUGGCCAGUGGGCGCAGGAUAAGUUGGGCCAAGAGGCCGAGGUGAUCGCGCGGGCCGCGGUGCACGCUGCAAGGAUUGCCGAGGAGGGAAAGGCGCCCGCCAAGUUCUGGGUGCUGGAGCAGAGUGAUAUCGUGAGGUUGGGCCGGAAUGAGUGGAAGGACUAAGCAGGAGGGACGCUGAAGUGAGAGAUAGGGUUGCGCGAGCAAACCAUUCGUGGAAGAGGUGAUGAGGGCCGUCCAAAUUGAAUGUUGCGGGUGUAAUUGGGAGGCCUCGGGACUUUGCUUGACAUAAGUCAGCUCUAAAUCAAAGCUCCAGAUGCGCUUGUUCAGCGGACUGGAUUAUAGCAGUUGUAUGAUACUCUGGUGCCCGAUGGAUGGGUUGUUUAUAUAUUACAUACUAUUCCGUAUAGUAUUCCCAGUACGGAAUACUGGUAGUACACUACCAGGUACGAUCUGUUUACGCUAUAUAUACUCCCAGGUUAUUACCGCG